Cuculus canorus (common cuckoo) is the source of this 1695-nucleotide messenger RNA. It is a transcript of the gene DLX2, whose product is annotated as distal-less homeobox 2. Gene Ontology annotation, molecular function: RNA polymerase II cis-regulatory region sequence-specific DNA binding; DNA-binding transcription factor activity, RNA polymerase II-specific. The record is from RefSeq and is a predicted model, not a curated record. NCBI's taxonomy places the organism in Eukaryota, Metazoa, Chordata, Aves, Cuculiformes, Cuculidae. Gene Ontology annotation, biological process: negative regulation of transcription by RNA polymerase II; cell differentiation; embryo development. The coding region runs from base 141 to 962 and encodes 273 amino acids. The transcript is spliced from 3 exons.
CUGGCGGCGGCGGGAGCGCGGCUGCCCGGCCCCGCGGGCGCGGAGCGGCGAGCAUGCUGGCGCGGCCCUGAGCGCCUCUCCCCGGGGGGGACGGCCGCGGGGCGGGGGGCGGCCCGUGCCCCGUCGGGCGGGGGCGCGGGAUGACCGGGGUGCUGGAGAGCCUGGUGCCGGACAUGCACGCCAGCCAGAUCUCCGCCGGCAGCUACCACCAGCACGGCGCCCUGCACAAGCCGCAGGAGUCCCCCACGCUGCCCGUCUCCACGGCCACCGACAGCAGCUACUACACCAACCAGCAGCACGGCGCGGCGGGCGGGCCGCCCUACGGCCCGGUGGGCUCCUACCCCUACGCGGGCGGCAGCGCCGCCCCCUACUCCGCCAAGGCCGGCUACGACCUGGGCUACGCGGGCGCCUACGGCUCCUACGGGCCCUACGGCAGCAGGGCCUCUCCGGCCAACAACGAUUCCGCAGAGAAGGAAGACUGCGAGCCGGAGAUCAGGAUCGUGAACGGGAAGCCGAAGAAAGUGCGGAAGCCCCGGACCAUCUACUCCAGUUUCCAGCUGGCCGCUCUGCAGCGGCGCUUCCAGAAAACCCAGUACCUCGCCCUGCCCGAGAGAGCGGAGCUGGCGGCCUCGCUCGGUCUCACCCAGACACAGGUGAAGAUCUGGUUUCAGAAUCGCCGCUCCAAGUUCAAGAAAAUGUGGAAGAGCGGCGAGAUCCCGGCGGAGCCGCCCCCGCGCCGCAGCGCCUCGCCGCCACCCCCCGCCUCGCCCCCCGCCUGGGACUUCGCUCCGCACCCGCGCACGGCGGGCGGUACCGCCAGCCCCAGCCCCGCCGCCGCUUUUCUUGGUAGCUACUCGUGGUACCCGCCGGCGCCCGGCGGCCCCGCGCACCUGCCGGCGGCCGCGCCUCUCCCGCAGCCGGCGCAGCCUCCGCACCACCACGGCGGCGGCGGCAUCUUCUAGGCGCCGCAGAGACUUGAGCCCGCGGCGCACCGAGGCGCGGCACCGGUGUUUUGGCCAACCCUGCCUCCGGCGGAGAGGAACCGCUGCGCGUCCCGUCCUUUCGCGGCGACGGCUCCGGUGCGGCCUCGGUCCCGUCGGGUGCGCCCUCCCGCCGCCGACAUAACUACGCUGCGGAACAGGCACCCGCCUCCCCUCCCUCCGUCCCUCUUCCUCAUCUUUUUCAUCAAUUCACGGGUGCCGAACUUUGGUUAAUUUUAUUUUUUAUUUUUUUAAAAUUGAUAGGUGCCUUUGCGGAUGACCUCACUUUGAUGUUGGGGACUACAAAAAUAAAACGUUAAAAAAAAAAGAUAAAUAAUUUUUAUAUGUAGAUUUAAAACGAGAUCCUCCCGUGCUAAAUUAUCCAUUUUAGCCGUGAUCGCAGCCGUCGGGCGAGGGGGCCAUGUUGCAAGCAGCGGAGCCGGCGCGGCUCUGCCUCCCCCUACGAUGGGGUCCCGGUGCCUCCGGGCGGGUUCCGUGCCCCGACGGGGUCUCCCCGCGGCGAGCCCCGCCGCCCGCGCCCCUCUGCCGGCGGGACAGCCACCGCUCCUGCUCCUGCGCCGUUUGGUGUUCAGAGUCGUGAGAGAAAACAAAACAAAACAAAAAAAAAGGGUAUUUUUGGUUAUUUAUUAUGAAAAACGUAAACACUCUUUAAUGUUUCUUUUACAAUAAGCAGAGAUUAUUUAAAUAAAUUAUU